AUGGUGCAGGCAGCCUCGCUUGAGGCUCUCGAACCGGCUGAGGAUGCGUCUCUGCGGGCACUUGUCAUCUGCUGGCCAGUGUCAGCAAUAGGGCCGUACCUCUGCCAAGUUCCUGAGAACAUAUGGGAUGCGUAUGUGCGCAAUGCCGUCAAGUUGCCCGUGCAACACUGGCAGCGGUGGCUGCGCACACAGAGAGAUAUCAGCAUGAAUAACAUCACAAGGCUACCAGAGGAUGCGUUCAAGAACUUUCCAUGGUUAGAAAACCGGCGACUGGCUGGCAACGAUCUUUCUUUUAUCCAUCCAAAGGCCUUGUCUGGGUUGAAAGAACUCAAAGUUCUAACCCUGCAGAAUAAUCAGCUGAAGACUGUCCCUAAUGAGGCCAUCAGAGGAUUAAGCGGUUUACAGUCCCUGCGUUUAGAUGCUAACCAUAUAACUGCUAUACCUGAAGACAGCUUUGAGGGUCUGGUGCAGUUGCGUCACCUUUGGUUGGAUGACAACAGCUUGACGGAAGUUCCCAUCUAUCCGCUCAGCAACCUCCCCUCUCUGCAGGCGUUAACGCUGGCUCUUAACAAAAUAACGCACAUUCCUGACUACGCAUUUACAAACCUUUCAAGUCUUGUUGUUCUACAUCUUCAUAAUAAUAAAAUAAAAACUAUAGGAAAACACUGUUUUGAUGGAUUAGACAACCUUGAAACCUUGGAUUUAAAUUAUAAUAACAUGGUAGAGUUCCCUGAAGCCAUAAAAGCACUCCCAAGUCUAAAGGAGUUGGGAUUUCACAGUAACUACAUUUCCAUAAUUCCUGAUGGUGCAUUUGCAGGAAACCCCCUUCUAAGAACGAUACAUUUGUAUGAUAAUCCUUUGUCUUUUGUGGGGAACUCAGCAUUUCAGAAUCUGUCAGAUCUGCAUUCCCUGGUUAUUCGGGGUGCCAGCAUGGUGCAGUGGUUUCCUAAUUUGACAGGAACCGUUAAUCUGGAGAGUUUAACUCUAACAGGGACCAAGAUAAACAGUAUUCCUGUUAAUUUAUGCCAAGAGCAAAGGGUGCUACGAACUCUGGACUUGUCUUAUAACAGUAUAAAGGACCUCCCAAGUUUUAAGGGCUGCCACUCCUUGGAAGAAAUUUCCUUGCAGCAUAAUCAAAUCCGUGAAAUCACCGAGGAUACCUUUCAAGGACUGUCCUCCCUUCGUAUCCUUGACCUCAGCAGAAAUCGGAUCCAUCAGAUCCACAAGGGAGCUUUCACCACUGUCGGAGCUAUUCUUAACCUAGACCUAAGUUUCAACGAACUCACUUCAGUUCCAACUGAAGGAUUGAGUGGACUGAACCAGCUUAAACUUGCAGGCAAUUCUGAGUUGAAGGAAGCUUUGGCAGCAAAAAACUUCGCAAAGCUCCGGUCGCUCUCUGUACCGUAUGCUUACCAGUGCUGCGCGUUUUGGGGUUGUGAUUCUUAUUUAAACUCUAACGCUGAAGAUUCCAGUCACCAAGAUCAAGGUGCCUCGAUGGAUCGUGAAAAGGGAACUCAAACUGCUGCAGCAAUUUCCGCACGGAGCGAAAAUGAGGAACUGGGACAGACUAUUAUUCACUGUACACCCGCAACAGGUGCUUUUAAGCCUUGUGAAUAUUUAUUGGGAAGCUGGAUGAUUCGACUUACUGUCUGGUUUAUUUUUUUGGUUGCUUUGUUCUUCAACCUGCUUGUCAUGUUAACAAUAUUUGCAUCCUGUACUCCAUUGCCAUCUUCCAAACUGUUUAUAGGCCUCAUUUCUGUCUCUAACUUAUUUAUGGGAGUCUAUACUGGUAUUUUAACUUUCUUGGAUGCUGUCUCUUGGGGAAGAUUUGCUGAAUUUGGCAUAUGGUGGGAGACUGGCAGUGGUUGCAGAGUUGCUGGGUUUCUCGCAGUCUUUUCGUCAGAAAGUGCCAUUUUUUUCCUGAUGUUGGCAGCUGUUGAACGGAGCUUGUCUGCGAAGGAGAUCAUUAAAAAGGGGAAAAGCAAUCGCCAGAAACAGUUUCAGAUUGCGGCAUUUAUUGCUUUCCUGUGUGCUGUGGUAGCAGGAUGCUUACCACUUUUUUAUAAAGCGGAGUACUCGGCAUCGCCCCUUUGCUUGCCGUUCCCCACUGGAGAGACACCUUCGUUAGGCUUCACAGUAACUUUAGUGCUCCUGAAUUCAUUAGCAUUUUUGCUAAUGGCCAUUAUCUACACUAAACUGUAUUGCAACUUGGAAAAAGAGGACCUCUCCGAGAACUCGCAGUCCAGCAUGAUUAAGCAUGUCGCUUGGCUAAUCUUCACGAACUGCAUCUUCUUCUGCCCUGUUGCAUUUUUCUCAUUUGCACCGUUGAUCACGGCGAUUUCUAUCAGCCCUGAAAUCAUGAAGUCUGUUACUUUGAUAUUUUUCCCGUUACCUGCUUGCCUGAAUCCAGUUCUGUACGUAUUCUUCAACCCAAAGUUCAAGGAAGACUGGAAGUUGCUCAGGCGCCAUAUGACCAGGAAGAACGGAGCGGUAGCGAUUGCCGUCAACGCUCAAGGGGGCUGCGUGACGCAGGAUUUUUACUACGACUGUGGCGUGUACACCCAUUUGCAGGGUAACAUCGCCGUGUGCGAAUGUUGCGAAUCGCUCCUUUUAUCCAAGCCCGUGCCCUGUAAACACUUAAUGAAAUCACACAGCUGCCCCGCGCUGGCUGUGGUGCCUUGCCAACGGCCGGAUGGCUACUGGUCGGACUGCGGCACCCAGUCAGCACACUCCGACUACGCGGACGAGGACGACUCCUUCGUGUCGGACAGCUCAGACCAAGUGCAGGCCUGCGGCCGUGCGUGUUUCUACCAAAGCCGAGGGUUCCCUUUGGUUCGUUACGCCUACAACAUACCGAGAAUUAAAGACUGAAAAGGCUCUUUGCCAUCAGCUGCUCUAAUAAAGAGGUAUAAUGCUUCA
Messenger RNA from Balearica regulorum gibbericeps (East African grey crowned-crane), 2919 nucleotides. The record is from RefSeq and is a predicted model, not a curated record. NCBI's taxonomy places the organism in Eukaryota, Metazoa, Chordata, Aves, Gruiformes, Gruidae.